CGGGUAAAAAGGUCAAUUCCUGGUAUGAUCCGAUAAAACAAAAUAUUAAAAAUUUGUCAAUUUUUCGAUUUUGAGACAAAUUUUUAAAAAAAUUAUAAACCUAUAUUUUUUAAAUAGAGCGGUAAUUUAAUUUAAACAUAGUAAAGUUAAGGGCAGAGAAGGUAGAUUAUAACCUCUUUUGUGGUUAUAUUUGUGGUUUAUUAAUGUUGUAUGGGUAAACAUUCUCGACUGUGUUACAAAAUAAUAACUUUCAUAUAAAAAUAUAUAAAUAUCAAAUUUAGACCAAUUUUUUUGGCAUAAAAUUGAAGAAAUAUGCCGACGACUGUGGGAGGAUACGACACACAUGACGACGGCCCCGGCUUUGUCGGCAUACGAUUUUGUCAAGAAUGUAAUAACAUGUUAUAUCCCAAAGAGGACAAAGAAAACAAAGUUUUGCUAUAUGCAUGUAGAAAUUGUGACUACAAACAGCUCGCCGAUAGCAACUGUAUCUAUGUGAACAAAAUUAUGCACGAAAUCGACGAGCUGACACACAUCGUGUCCGAUGUUAUUUCCGAUCCAACACUCCCUAGGACGGAGCAGCACCCGUGCCCAAAGUGCAACCACAGGGAGGCCGUUUUCUUCCAAGCCCAGACGAGAAGAGCCGAGGAAGAGAUGAGACUUUAUUAUGUAUGCACAAAUCAACAUUGUACACACCGAUGGACUGAAUGAAUGCUUUUAAUUUUCAUUUACUUUUAUAACAUUUAUUUCAAACUGUAAAAUAAAGAAAAAUGUACAAAAUAAUAAAA
This is a messenger RNA of Cimex lectularius (bed bug), 785 nucleotides long. It is a transcript of the gene RpII15, whose product is annotated as DNA-directed RNA polymerase II subunit RPB9. Gene Ontology annotation, cellular component: RNA polymerase II, core complex. The record is from RefSeq and is a predicted model, not a curated record. The transcript has 5 exons. NCBI's taxonomy places the organism in Eukaryota, Metazoa, Arthropoda, Insecta, Hemiptera, Cimicidae. Bases 313 to 708 code for a protein of 131 amino acids. Gene Ontology annotation, molecular function: DNA-directed RNA polymerase activity; nucleic acid binding; zinc ion binding. Gene Ontology annotation, biological process: transcription-coupled nucleotide-excision repair; DNA-templated transcription; maintenance of transcriptional fidelity during transcription elongation by RNA polymerase II.